GGAUGGCGUGGCUCCCAGCGCCGCCAGAUCGCAGGAGCCUGACGCCGGGGCGCUGCGCUGAGGCUCCCGCUCGGCGCAGCCCGGGAAGCCUGCAGGUGUCCUUGGCCGCUCGGCCGCCGCCCGGGAGACUCCUUCGCCAGUGCCCAGAGCCCCGCUCCCCGGAGCCCGGCUCCCCUGAGCGGCCCCGCCUCCCAGGCUCGGCGCCGCGCAGGACGCCCCGUCUGAGGCCCCCCCGCCCCAGCACGGCCCCCGCAGCUCCCAGCCCAGCGCCGCUCCCAGCCGCCGCCGAGCCGCGGACGCAGGACCGGAGGCUCGCUCCUGCGGCGCGCUUGUUUUCCUGCUGCCGCCUCGCCCUGCGCAGCCCCCGCCCGCCCGAACGCCGCGCUCCGCUCAGCCCCGCCCGCCAUCCGUGCCCUGCGCUGGAUUUAUGAAUGGGGGGAAGAGGCCACAUGCCGCCGCCGCCGCCUCGAGUUGACCGCACGCAGCCCGGGCCCGCGGAGCUCCGGCUGCCGUGAGAGCGUCGGCCCGGCCCAGGCAGCCGCUCCGAGGACUUGUUGCUGCUGCGCUGCCGCUGCCGCGGGGAAGCCGGCGGCUCGGCGCGGUCUGGGAGCCGGAGGGUGGCCGGAGUGAGUGUGAGCACGCGCGCGCCCGGACCCUCGCAGUGCGCCUGCACUUGUGCUUCCUUGUCUUUUGAGGGGUAAAAAGGGGGGCGUGUCCCGGGCCGCGAGCGUCUGAGAGUCCUGCCCUCGCUGGGGAGCGUGUGUGUGUUUGCCCCAGCCUCCCCGGGCCCCUCGCUUGGGUCCUCGGCUGACCUUUUCCCAUCCUGCCUCCCUCCCCGGCCCUGCCUACCCAAACCCCAACCACCUGUGCACCCGAGAAACCCAACUCCUCCCGCUCCGCGCCCCGGGGGGGAGGCAGGGGCAGGGCUGCACCGCAGAGGGGGCCGCCGCCGCCUCCUGCCUCCUCCUCGUCUCCUCCCCCUCCCUCGUCUGACGCUGCCUCCUCGGGAAGGGUGUUUGGAGGGCAGCGGCCGCCCCAAGCCGAAGCCCCGCAGCGCUUCUUAUGAUCAGCUCGGUGUGUGUCUCCUCCUACCGCGGGCGCAAGUCGGGGAAUAAGCCUCCGUCCAAAACAUGUCUGAAGGAGGAGAUGGCCAAGGGCGAGGCGUCGGAGAAGAUCAUCAUCAACGUGGGCGGCACGCGACAUGAGACCUACCGCAGCACCCUGCGCACCCUACCGGGCACCCGCCUCGCUUGGCUGGCCGAUCCCGACGGCAGGGGCCGGCCCGAGUCCGAUGGCGGUGGUGCGGGCAGCAGCGGCAGCAGCGGCGGCGGGGGCUGCGAGUUCUUCUUCGACCGGCACCCGGGCGUCUUCGCUUACGUGCUCAACUACUACCGCACCGGCAAGCUGCACUGCCCCGCCGACGUGUGCGGGCCGCUCUUCGAGGAGGAGCUCACCUUCUGGGGCAUCGACGAGACCGACGUGGAGCCCUGCUGCUGGAUGACCUACCGGCAGCACCGCGACGCCGAGGAGGCGCUCGACAUCUUCGAGAGCCCGGACGGAGGCGGCGGAGGCGCGGGGCCUCGCGACGAGGCCGGCGACGAUGAGCGGGAGCUGGCCCUGCAGCGCCUGGGGCCCCACGAGGGAGGCGCAGGCCCCGGCGCCGGGUCCGGGUCCUGCCGCGGCUGGCAACCCCGCAUGUGGGCGCUCUUCGAGGACCCUUACUCCUCCCGGGCGGCCAGGGUGGUGGCCUUUGCCUCUCUCUUCUUCAUCCUGGUCUCCAUCACCACCUUCUGCCUGGAGACCCACGAGGCCUUCAACAUCGACCGCAACGUGACGGAGAUCCACCGUGUGGGGAAUACCACCAGCGUGCGCUUCCGGCGGGAGGUGGAGACGGAGCCCAUCCUGACCUACAUCGAGGGCGUGUGUGUGCUGUGGUUCACGCUGGAGUUCCUGGUGCGCAUCGUGUGCUGCCCUGACACGCUGGACUUCGUCAAGAACCUGCUCAACAUCAUCGACUUCGUGGCCAUCCUGCCCUUCUACCUGGAGGUGGGGCUGAGCGGCCUGUCGUCCAAGGCGGCCCGUGACGUGCUGGGCUUCCUGCGCGUGGUGCGCUUCGUGCGCAUCCUGCGCAUCUUUAAGCUCACGCGCCACUUUGUGGGUUUGCGAGUGCUAGGCCACACCCUGCGUGCCAGCACCAAUGAGUUCCUGCUGCUCAUCAUCUUCCUGGCGCUGGGCGUGCUUAUUUUCGCCACCAUGAUCUACUACGCUGAGCGCAUCGGCGCCAGGCCCUCUGACCCGCGGGGCAACGACCACACCGACUUCAAGAACAUCCCCAUUGGCUUCUGGUGGGCCGUGGUCACCAUGACGACGCUGGGCUACGGGGACAUGUACCCCAAGACGUGGUCGGGCAUGCUGGUGGGGGCGCUGUGUGCACUGGCUGGCGUGCUCACUAUUGCCAUGCCCGUGCCCGUCAUUGUCAACAACUUCGGCAUGUACUACUCCCUGGCCAUGGCCAAGCAGAAGCUGCCCAAGAAACGAAAGAAGCAUGUGCCACGGCCGCCCCAGCUCGAGUCGCCCAUUUACUGCAAGUCCGAGGAGUCCUCGCCCCGGGACAGCACCUACAGUGACACCAGCCCCCCUGCCCUGGAGGAGGGAAUGGUCGAGAGGAAACGGGCAGACUCCAAGCAGAAUGGCGAUGCCAGUGCGGUGCUGUCAGACGAGGAGGGAGCUGGCCUCACCCAGCCCCUGGCCUCCGCCCCCUCCCCUGAGGAGCGCCGGGCCCUGCGACGCUCUGGCACUCGAGACAGAAACAAGAAGGCAGCUGCUUGCUUCCUGCUCAGCGCUGGGGACUAUGCCUGUGCCGAUGGUAGUGUCCGGAAAGAGACCUGCCAAGACGCCCUCUCGUCCAACUAUGCCCAGGCUGAAGUCCUCACCCUCUCUUAAAGCGGCACCAGCGUGAGAGAGACAGGCAGAGAGACAGAAAGCCAGAGGCUUAGGGAACUCUGGAACCCAGGCAAGAAUCUUUCGCUGGGAAAGACUCAGAUAUCCGUGAUUGCACAGGACUGAUGGAAAACUUCCCAUGUGACCCUCCGGGCCCGGAGCCAUCCGGGUCUGACGUUCUGUUCUGUUGUACAUUGAAGAGAUAUAUAUGCACAUAUAGUAUCUAUAUUCAUACAUACUGUACUCUUGUGUGUAGUGCACGUGCUGUUGGUGGUCUGUCUUCUUUGUUAGGCUAUGUCUCCCCAAGCCCUUGCCCCCCCGCCCUGAGACCCCCAGUCCCUUCCCCUUUACUGAUUCCUUGUUUCUGCUGAACGUGUGUGUGGAAUGUCCCAGGAAAAGUGUACCUGGGAACUGCCAGUCCAGCUGGGUGGUCCCAGGCUAGACUGUCCCUUUUGGGGGCGUUUCUCCAGUGGGCCAGUGGCCUGUGGAAGGCCAGAUUGUCCCCCAGGGUCACUGUUCCACUAGCCCCAUCCCACCCCAGAUUGGGGUUCUACCUCCCACCCACGCCCCGGUUGUGGGGGGGCCUUCCGGGGGCUCCCCUGCAGCUUCUUCCGCUCCUUCCUCCCCCUUAGCUGUGUCCUUGACUGAGGGGGCGUUUCGUCCUUUUUUGUUUUUUGGCUUUUUGUUCUGUCUCCUUCGUCCGUUUGUUUUCAAAGAUGCUGCUGGGCAGACGGGCAGGGAAGGGGUCUGUCUGCCCAUCUGGCUCAGGGGCCUGAGGAAGGCUCGGGCGAGUGGAGACCAGUUGCAAUACUGUACUUCCUGGCCGGUGGCCAGAGGAUGCGUGCAAUAGCAGAGGCCAGGGGACCCCUUCGACCUUGGCCUCUGCCCCUCCCUCGGCCUCCCUCCCCAUCCCCGAGCCCACCCUGUCCGUCCCUGGUGUUGUUCAGUCGUUUUCUAAAGCUGUCCCCUCGUGUGUGUCUGAGGCAUGCCCGGGCUGGCCCUGCCACCCUGUCCGCAUGCCUUGAUUGUCGUGCUGUGCUCGAGCCCCAAUAAAGACAUCUGGAGCGUCUGCUGCUCCUGCUGUGUGAGUGACUGCCUCUGCCUCUCCUUUCUGGCUCUGUGUCUGUGGGGACCUCCUCGGGCUUCCACCCCAACUCCUGAGAAAUACAACACACUCCUGCCAUAACCCCACCCCCUCCAGGAAUCAUCUGUGCAGCCCAACCCCCGCACUUAGAGCUUGACCCUGGUGCUCAGGGAGGGACAGUGAUCUGCCCAAGGUCACACAGAGGACUAGCCCGGGACCCCUGACUCCCUGGCAGUGUUCUGGUCUCCACUGCUGCCACCUGACCCCAACUGUGACAUGGAAGAAAAGACUGUUGUUUGUUUAAGGAAUUCCACUGUAUUCCUGCUUGUUUGUGCAGGGGGCCACCCCUCCUCCCUGAAAUUGCCCCGGUUCUAUGUGGGCCAAGGCCCUGGGGAUGCCAGAGUCAUUGCGAUGACUGGAUGGCUGACAAACUGAGGCCGACAAGGGACUGGUAGCACGACUGGGACCACUUAGGGGUGGGGAAUGAACGCCUGCUGGGCCCAGAUAGGAUGGGGUAGUGGUUAAGUGCUGGUCACAUGUGGUCCCUCUCACACCCACCUGGGGGAACACGCAGGGCUGGCUUCACAGGCAUGCAACUGUGCAGUUGCUCAAAGGACCCCAUGCUUGACUUAAUGCUCAGCUGUUGCCGUCUUGAAAUUACUAAUAAUUAUUGAAGAAGGGUUCCUGCGUUUUCACCUUGCUCUAGCUUUGUGAAUUAUGUAGCCAGGUCUUGGUGCGUAUAUGCUCUCUGUACUCUUGUCUUAUUUCUCACGCCUUCCUCUUUCUCCAGGCAUGGUAGAGUCACAGUGGCCUCAGUUCAGAGUCUUAAUCUGCCACUCACUAGCUGGGUAACUUGGAGGAACUCACUGAACCUCAGUUUCCCUGUCUGCAGAAUGGGGAUAAUGAUAGCCCCCAUUUCAGAGACAGUGAGUGUAAAGACCUCGCCCAGUGCCGUAUGUCUACAUAUGACAUACAGUAGGUGCACACUGUGUUAGUUCCCUCUUCACCCUGUUCCUGUAGCUCUCAGGCCUUUCUCCACAGAUCUCUGAUAUCUCUUGUCUGUCACACCAAGAAAGGACAGAGUACAGCAGGGAGCAGGGGUGAG
This is a messenger RNA of Diceros bicornis minor, 5129 nucleotides long. It is a transcript of the gene KCNC4, whose product is annotated as potassium voltage-gated channel subfamily C member 4. The transcript has 4 exons. Gene Ontology annotation, biological process: protein homooligomerization; potassium ion transmembrane transport. NCBI's taxonomy places the organism in Eukaryota, Metazoa, Chordata, Mammalia, Perissodactyla, Rhinocerotidae. The coding region runs from base 1063 to 2943 and encodes 626 amino acids. The record is from RefSeq and is a predicted model, not a curated record. Gene Ontology annotation, molecular function: delayed rectifier potassium channel activity; protein binding. Gene Ontology annotation, cellular component: neuronal cell body membrane; dendrite membrane; voltage-gated potassium channel complex.